Messenger RNA from Entelurus aequoreus (snake pipefish), 2463 nucleotides. It is a transcript of the gene pim1, whose product is annotated as Pim-1 proto-oncogene, serine/threonine kinase. The coding region runs from base 279 to 1262 and encodes 327 amino acids. Gene Ontology annotation, molecular function: protein serine/threonine kinase activity; ATP binding. The transcript has 6 exons. Gene Ontology annotation, cellular component: cytoplasm. The record is from RefSeq and is a predicted model, not a curated record. Gene Ontology annotation, biological process: negative regulation of apoptotic process; protein autophosphorylation. NCBI's taxonomy places the organism in Eukaryota, Metazoa, Chordata, Actinopteri, Syngnathiformes, Syngnathidae.
AGGACUCUUGUUACCAAAGCCGGCGUCGGGCUUAGUGGAACACCUUCUGUUUAUACCGUCGACUCGUACGCAUUUGUUUACAAAACAGGGACGACAUUUUUUUAAUUUUUCCUGCCUCUUUUGGGAUAAAAGCGGGAGGUUUUUCUUCUUUUACCCGGAUGAAAGGAUCCUUACCGCGUUUUGCUUCGACACACAGGCGAUCCACGCCGACUGGAUUAUAACUCAACAUUUAUUUUUUUUAAUUAUUUUUUUUCAAAAAUAUAUUAAUUAAAAAAGGAAUGCUGCUUUCCAAGCUGAACUCCCUGGCUCACAUCUCCACCGACAUGCCGGCGAAGCUCCAAGUCCAUCCAGCGAAGGAACCUUUCGAGAAGCUCUACCAGGUCGGGGCGGUGCUGGGCAGCGGCGGCUUCGGCACCGUCUACUCCGGUACGAGGACGUCCGACGGAUCCCCGGUGGCUGUCAAACACGUCGCCAAGGACCGGGUCUCCGAGUGGGGCGAAUUGCCUAAUGGCUGCAGGGUCCCGAUGGAGAUAGUGCUGUUGAAGAAGGUCGCCACCGGCUUCCGCGGCGUCAUCAAGAUGCUGGACUGGUUCGAGCGGGCCGAGAGCUUCAUCAUCGUCAUGGAGAGGCCGGAGAACGUCAAGGACUUGUUCGACUUCAUCACGGAGAAGGGCGCCCUGUCUGAGGAGCUGGCGCGCGGCUUCUUCCGCCAGGUGCUGGAGGCGGUGCGCCACUGCCACAACUGCGGCGUGGUGCACCGGGACAUCAAGGACGAAAACAUCCUCAUCGACCUCCGGACCGGGGAGAUCAAGCUCAUCGAUUUCGGCUCCGGAGCCCCGCUGAAGGACACCAUCUACACCGACUUUGAUGGCACAAGAGUCUACAGUCCGCCCGAGUGGAUCAAAUACCACCGCUAUCAGGGGCGCUCGGCUACGGUGUGGUCGCUGGGUGUGUUGCUGUACGACAUGGUCUGCGGCGACAUCCCAUUCGAGCACGACGAGGAGAUCGUCAGCGGGCAGGUCCUCUUCCGGAGGCGAAUCUCCGCCGAGUGCCAGCAGCUGAUCAAGUGGUGCCUGUCUCUGCGCUCGGCCGACCGGCCUUCCUUCGAGGACAUCGUCAACCACCCGUGGAUGCAGAGCACGUCCGCCUCCACGCUGCCGCCGCCGGCGCUACAGACGGACAAGUCGAUCACAGAGAUCAAGCUGCACAGCAUCGGCCACGAGCCCUCGGCCUUCGCGCCCGCCGCCGUGGCCGUGGCGUGAUGACGGCGCCGGACGAGCUCGGACUUGAAAAGACGAUAUUUAUCAAGGGGCGGGAGGAAAAAGCACCACCCUCAAAACAAAACAAAAACACACACAUCCUCGUGCCUCGUUUUGAUUUCACGUCAUUGUCAGACCACCACUGGACUCUGCUAGGUACAGCAGCAGAACAUGCGCUCGUUGCACGGACAGCCGAGUUAUGUAACUUGUUCUGGCUGCAGAUUCCUGGUUCAAAAGUGCCUUCUGUGAGAUUGUUAGUUAGGGGACGGGACGGGUGGGGGAGGUUGUUGUUGUUUUUUUCCUUACCUGGAAAUACUUGAAUUUAUGAAUGCAAAAAGUUUUCAGUUCUUACUAGGCUCAAGGCUUUAUCUCAUUUGUUUUUUUUCCACUCAUGGGCCUAGAUCAGUGAAGCCUAUGCCAUUACAUUACAACCACUACUACUACUCCAAUGUCAUUUUAGCAACCAGACCAACCUCGCAGCUCUGGCAGCAUCCUGUGCAAACCAACAAAAAAACACUGGACUUACCUCCUCUUCACUACCACAACAUCUGCCUUUCUUCUAUUACUAGCAAACACCACUUCUUUUCUUUCUUUCUUCCUUUCCCGCGUCACAUCUUAACGCCCAAAUGCACACCGCAAUGCAAAAGCCCAACCAUACCCUGGAUGCACCAUCCUCUGCUCUCCUUGUCAAAAAUGUUCAAACAGUGCCUCACACAGGUCUUAAAAAAAUGUCAGUGUAAGAAUUGUAUAAUAAGGUAUUUAUUUUUGCUGUGACUCACGAUGAGCUUUUUUUUUUCUUAUUUAUUAUAUUUAUGAGAAGAAUUUCGGCUGUUCGUAUAUAUCAUUCCGCAGUCACUGAAGGGCCCACCAUUGUUUAAAAAAAAUACAAAAAAGGCAAGAAUAUUUCUUUGACCAUAUUUAUUAUGGCUUGAAUUUUUUUUUAUAUAUAUAUAUAUAUAUAUAUUAGGGCUGCAACUAACGAUUAAUUUGAUAAUCGAUUAAUCUGUCGAUUAUUACUUCGAUUAAUCGAUUAAUAAUCGGAUAAAAUAGACAAACUACAUUUCUAUCCUUUCCAGUAUUUUAUUGGAAAAAAAAACAGCAUACUGGCACCAUACUUAUUUUGAUUAUUGUUUCUCAGCUGUUUGUACAUGUUGCAGUUUAUAAAUAAAGGUUUAUUUAAAAAAAUAAAAUAAAAAAACUUUUU